AAUUGCCCUGACUAGGAUUUUCAGCACUAUGUUGAAUAGAAGAGGGGAGAGUGGCAUCUUGCCUUCUUCCUGAUUUUGGAAAAAAACUUUCAGUCUUUCACCACUGAAUAUGAUGUUUGUUGUGUGCUUUCCACAUAAGGCUUUUAUUAUGUUGAGCUAGUUUCCUUCUAUUCCAGUUUAUUGAGUGGUUUUUUUUUUUAAUCAUUAAUGUUGUUGAAUUUUGUCAAAUGCUUUUUCUGUAUCAAUUGAGAUAAUCAUGUGAUUUUUUUCCCUUUCAUUCUGUUAAUGUGGUGUAUUACAUUGAUUACUUUUUGUAUGUUGAACCACUGUUACAUUCCAGGAAUAAAUACCCUUUGGUCAUGGUCUAUAAUAUUUUUAACAUAACAUUGAGUUUGGUUUGCUCGCAUUUUGUUGAGGAUUUUUGAAUCAAUGUUGAUAAGGGAUAUUGUUCCGUAGUUUUCUUUUCUUGCAGUGUAUUUGUGUCACUUUGGUAUCAGGGUAAUGGUAGCAUCAUAGAAUGAAUUAGGAAGUAUUCUUUCCCCUUCCCUUCUUUGAAAUGUUUGAGAAGGACUGGUAUUAGUUCCUUAAAUGUUUGACAGAAAUCACAGUGAAACCAUCUGGUCCAAGGCUUUUGCUUUCUGGGAUAUUUUUAGUUACUGGUUGAAUCUCCUUACUAGCUACAGGUCUAUUCAGAUAUUCUAUUUCUUCAUGAUUUUGUCUUGGUAGGUUAUAUAUUUCUAGGAAUUUACCCAUUUUAUCUAGGAUAUUCAAUUUUUUGGCAUUCAAUUAUUCAUAGUACCCUCUUAUAAUCCUUUUUUAUUUCUAUAGAGUCAGUAGUAAUGUCUCCAUUUUUAUUUCUUAUUUUCGUAUUUUGAGUCUUCUCUUUUGUUAUUAGUCCAUCUAGCAAAGUUUUGUAAAUUUUUGUUGAUCUUUUCAAAGAAUUAACUUUUGUUUUUAUUAAUUUUCUCUAUUGUUUCUAGUACCUAUUUUGUCUAUCUUUAAUCUUUUUAUUCUCUUUCUUCUGCUGUCUUUGGGUUUAGUUUGUUCUUAUUUUUCCAGUUCCUUAAGUUGUAAAAUUAGGUUGUUGAUUUGACUUGCUUUUUAAUGUUCCCUUUGGCCACUGCUUUCACUGGUUGCAUAGGUUUUGGUGGGUUGUAUUUUCAUUUUCAUUCAUCUUUAAGGAUUUUCUAAUAUUCCUUGUGAUUUCUUCUUUGAUCCAUUGAUUAAGAAGGUGUUUAAUUUCCGAAACAUUGUGAAUUUUCUAUCUAUUAUUGAUUUCUAACUUUAUCCCAUUGUGGUCAAAGAAGAUACUUUCUAUUACAUCUACAUUUUAAAUAUCAAUAAGAUUCUUUAAGUAUUCUAAUGAUACUUAAUUGUGACCUAACAUAUGAUCUUUCCUGAAAAGUGUCCCAUUCCCAUAUGCACUUGAGAUGAAUGUGUAUGUUGUUGUUUUUGGGUAGAGUGUUCUUUAUAUGUCUGUUAGGUCCAUUUGAAUUAUGGUUAUAUCAGUAUUAAUAUUUAAAAGAUUGAAUAAAUAUAUGAUGCACUAGGUGUUAGGUAACAUAAUGUGACAUGCUAAUAAUAGCAAUUAACUUUUGCACAUUCUUCCACAUUAUCCCUCUAGAAAUUAAUUUUCCAUCCUAUUUAUUUAUUUUAAAAAUAAUCCAACCUAAUAAAGUUUUCUGGACUUAUAAGCUGAAAUGGUAUAAAUAGCAAAAUUCAUCAAAGUCAAGUAAUUUUAUUUCUGAAAUAUAAAUGCCUAAAGGUAGAAAGGCAUAACCAAAUUCUUGUCCCUAAAGGACAAAUUUAAUUAUGUGAAAAAAGAUUAGAGGCAUGAAAUGAGUUCAAGAACCACUAUAAAUAAUGUCAUUUGAAACAUGAGGUUUGCAUUCCUUCCUCACCCAACUGACUUAUGGAACGUUUGAAAACAUACUUUGACAGAAUAUAUUUUCCAUAGGACAGGAAAUAUUUUUGCCCACAGUAUACUUUCAAACAUUAAGCUCCAAAGUAGCCUACUCAAAUUUAAUAAAUAUUAAGUGCAAAACAUUCUGCUCUGCAGGAAGAAUACGUACUAAUGUCUCCACUUUCAUUUCUUAUUUUAGUAAGGAAAAAUAAGAAGAUAUUAAAGACAUCUCUCCUUACCCUUCAAGGACUAAAAUGUUAGGUAGAAACAUAUUUUGAAUCAAAUAUUGCUGUCAUAGAGAUACACAUGUCAUGCGAUGGGAAUAGGUGAGAAGGAAAAAGGAUGGCCCCCGAGGGACAGAGAAGGGUUUUGUAACAUUUGAGCUGGGAACUGAAGACGAAAGAGACCACAGGAGGACUAGCCUGUAAAGCUCAAUGUUCUCCAGUCACAACACAUCCAGGAAAUGACAUUUGUGUGGCAGUAAACUGAGGGAGCUGAUUCCUGCCAGGGCAACUGGGAAGGGAUAAGACUGGCCAUCCCCAGGAAUGAAGAAAUCCAUUUUGGUCAUAGCUGGGUGCCACGAACACAUAUUGGAAAGUGCUGUAGCAUUCCGAGAGUAAAUGGGUAGUUCUCAACCCCGGCAACACACUGUAUAAUCAACUAUGAUAUUUUUAAAAAAUACAGAGGUCAUUUAAAUCCAGCCUCUGAGGAACAGCCUGAACAUGGGUAUCUUUUUGGAUAUCUCCAAUAAGCCUAAUGGGAGACAGGCUGAGAAUCACUGGUCGAAAUUUUUCUUCUCCUACUAGAACAAAAUGGCUGAGUCACAUAACAAGUUUCAAAAUUAAAAACAACAACAAUAAUAAACAAUCCAAUAAUGUAAUGGAUAAUGAAAUAUUAAAUGGCAUCUACUUCCAAUCCUAGCUAUGAAGGAGUGACAGAGUCCAGAAUUCCCCUCCUGCUGUAAACAGCUAAAAAACUCGACAAAAUAUAGAAAAUUUUAUUUUCCUCCACUGGACAGUGGAGGACUAUGACCCUUAGGUGUACAGGAAAAAAUAAGGUGAGCCCAGGACUUCUGCCAGUAGACAACCGUAAGACUGCAAGAUGCGGAGGAGGAACCCAAACAGAGCCUGGCAAUCUGGCUGUGUUAAGGAUUCAAACUGGUGAUUGGGGAAGACAAGGCAGUUAGAAUUCGUGAGACAGAGUCCCCAGGAGGAGGGAACUAAACAGAGAAAGAAUUCCAAAGAUCUGUACAGAGAACCCCUUGAGUCUUUGCUAAAUACAAAUCUAUACAUGCAUAGGUUGAAAACUAGCUCCCUCCUCGUGUCCACCGCACCCCACCACCGCCGCUCGCUGGGUGCGUACCUGCAGGAGGGGCCUGUGGGCUCCACCCUGAGCCUCAGCCUGGACAGCGACCAGAGUAGUGGCUCAACCGCAUCCGGCUCCCGCCAGGCUGCCCGCUGCAGCACCAGCACCCUGUACAGCCAGUUCCAGACAGCUGAGAGUGAGAACAGGUCCUACGAGGGCACUCUGUACAAGAAGGGGGCCUUCAUGAAGCCUUGGAAGCCCCGCUGGUUCGUGUUGGACAAGACCAAGCACCAGCUGCGCUACUAUGACCACCGUGUGGACACAGAGUGCAAGGAUGUCAUCGGCCUGGCGGAGGUGGAGGCUGUGGCACCUGGCACGCCCACUAUGGGUGCCCCUAAGACUGUGGACGAGAAGGCCUUCUUUGACGUGAAGACAACGCGUCGUGUUUACAACUUCAGUGCCCAGGACGUGCCCUCGGCCCAGCAGUGGGUGGACCGGAUCCAGAGCUGCCUGUCGGACGCCUGAGCCUCCCAGCCCUGCCCGGCUGCUCUGCUUCCAGUCGUUACCGACCACUAGGGGUGGGCAGGGCCGCCCUGGCCAUGUUUACAGCCCCGGCCCUCGACAGUAUUGAGGCCCCGAGCCCCCAGCACUUGUGUGUACAGCCCCCGUCCCCGCCCCGCCCGACCGGCCCUAACUUAUUUUGGCGUCACAGCUGAGCACCGUGCCGGGAGGUGGCCAAGGUACAGCCCGCAAUGGGCCUGUAAAUAGUCGGGCCCCGUCAGCGUGUGCUGGUCCAGCUAGCGGCUGCAGGCGAGUUUCUAGAACCAGAGUCUAUAUAA
Molecule: messenger RNA, 4047 nt
Organism: Pongo pygmaeus (Bornean orangutan)
Lineage: Eukaryota; Metazoa; Chordata; Mammalia; Primates; Hominidae
Product: myotubularin-related protein 5-like
Exons: 1
Coding region: 3194-3733 (179 amino acids)
Source: RefSeq, a predicted model, not a curated record